This is a messenger RNA of Haemorhous mexicanus (house finch), 1503 nucleotides long. RefSeq names its product annexin B11-like. The transcript has 3 exons. The record is from RefSeq and is a predicted model, not a curated record. NCBI's taxonomy places the organism in Eukaryota, Metazoa, Chordata, Aves, Passeriformes, Fringillidae. Bases 146 to 805 code for a protein of 219 amino acids.
UGUCACCCCAGUGUCACCUCCCUGCCCUCAGUGUCACCCUGGUGUCACCUCCCUGGCCUCAGUGUCACCCUCAUUGUGACUGUCACCCUCAGUGUCACCCUGGUGCCACCCCAGUGUCACCUCCCUGGCCUCAGUGUCACCCUCAAUGUCACCCUGGUGCCACCCCAAUGUCACCUCCCUGCCCUCAAUGCCGCUCUCAGUGUCACCCUGGUGCCACCCCAAUGUCACCUCCCUGCCCUCAAUGCCACUCUCACUGUCACCCUCAGUGUCACCCUCAUUGUCACCUUCCUCCUCUCUCCGGUGCCACCGCGGUGCCACCUCUCUGUCCCCGCAGGACCCGGUGGGCUCCGGUGGCCCUGAGGGGACCCGGGGGGGGACCCGCGGCCGGGGACAGGGACAGGGACAGGGCCAGGGCCAGGGCCAGGGCCAGGGCCAGGGACAGGGACAGGGCCAGGGACAGGGCCAGGGACAGGGACAGGGACAGGGACAGGGACGUCCCCGCAAGCGCAAGUGCGUCAACGGCUUCAUCAUGUUCUGCCGAGUGAACCGGCGCGAGUACAUGAGCGCCAUCCCCGGCCUCACCUCCACGGCGGCCACGCGGGACCUGGCCCAGCUCUGGCGCAGCCUCAGCCCCGAGGAGCGCCGCCCCUACUGCCGGCGCGCGCGGCGUUUCAGCCUGCAGCACGACCGGAUGGUGCGGCCGGACCGGGGCAGUGACAGUGACAGUGACAGCGACAGGGACAGCGCGGCCACGCCCCUGCGGCUGCUGCUGGCGGCGCAUGCGCGGCCCGGGGCCGCCGAGUGACACCCUGGGGACAGCUGGGGACAGCUGGGGACAGCCCGCUGUCCCCUCCAGGGGGUGUCACCGUCCCCGCUGGUGUCACCGUCACGACCCGACAGCGCGGCCACGCCCCUGCGGCUGCUGCUGGGGACAGUUGGGGACAGUUGGGGACAGCCCAGUGUCCCCUCCAGGGGGUGUCACCAUCCUGGUGCUUGUCCCCAUCGUGUCCCUGUCCCAGUUGGUGUCCCCAGUCCCUGUCCCCAUCGUGUCCCCAGUUGGUGUCCCCAUCCCAGUUGGUGUCCCCAUGCCAGUUUUUGUCCCCAACUCCAGUCCCUGUCCCUGUCCCCGUCCCAGUUGGUGUCCCCAUCGUGUCCCUGUCCCAGUUCGUGUCCCCAUUGCGUUUCUUUGUCCCCAUCCCAGUUGGUGUCCCCAUCGUGUCCCUGUCCCAGUUGGUGUCCCCCGUUCCUGUCCCCAUCCUGGUCUUUGUCCCUGUCCUGGUUCUUGUCCCCAUCCCAAACUGUGUCCCCAUCAUGUCCCCACCCCAGUUCCUGUCCCUGUCCCAGUCCUUGUCCCCAUCCCUGUCCCCAUGGUGUCCCCAAUCCCAGUUCUGGUCCCCAUCCCAGUUCCUGUCCCAGUUGAUGUCCCUGUCCCCAUCUUCCUGUCCCCAUGGUGGCCCUGUCCCAGUCCCUGUCCCCAUGGUGGCCCUGUCCCAGUUUCUGUCC